ACCCCACAAAAUCUCUCAGCCGUCUGGUGGGUGUUGUUGCAAUGGUGGUGUCGGAGGGACAUUGAAUGACUUUGGCUCCAUCACGGAAGAAAUACGGGUUUAUUAGGUUAAUUCAGCAUUCACGAGCAUGGAGGCUCUUAUACCCGUCAUUAACAAGCUCCAGGAUGUGUUCAACACAGUAGGGGCGGAUAUUAUCCAGCUGCCGCAGAUUGCAGUAGUGGGGACUCAGAGUAGUGGAAAGAGCUCUGUGUUGGAGAGCCUGGUGGGCAGGGACUUGCUGCCCCGUGGGACUGGCAUUGUAACCAGGAGACCUCUAAUCCUCCAGCUAGUCCACGUGGAUCCCGGAGACACAAGGAAACAUGAUGAAGGUGGCAGAGACACUGAAGAGUGGGGCAAAUUUCUACACACUAAAAAUAAGAUCUACACAGAUUUUGAUGAAAUCAGGCAAGAAAUUGAGAAUGAAACCGAGCGAAUAUCUGGGAAUAAUAAGGGAAUCAGCGAUGAACCCAUUCAUCUGAAGAUUUUCUCUCCUCAUGUCGUUAACCUCACACUGGUUGAUCUGCCAGGAAUCACUAAGGUGCCUGUGGGUGAUCAGCCUAAGGACAUCGAGAUUCAGAUAAGAGAUUUAAUCCUGAAGCACAUCUCUAACCCCAACUGCAUUAUCCUGGCUGUCACGGCGGCUAACACAGACAUGGCUACCUCGGAGGCCCUCAAGGUGGCCCGGGAAGUCGACCCAGAUGGCAGGAGGACAUUGGCUGUGGUGACCAAGCUGGACCUGAUGGACGCUGGUACCGACGCUAUGGAUGUACUGAUGGGCAGAGUGAUCCCUGUCAAACUCGGCAUAAUCGGAGUAGUGAACAGGAGCCAGCUGGACAUCAACAAUAAAAAGUCUGUGGCUGAUGCAAUUCGUGAUGAACACGCUUUCCUGCAGAAGAAAUAUCCAUCACUUGCCAACAGAAAUGGAACCAAGUACCUGGCCAGAACCCUAAACAGGCUACUGAUGCAUCACAUUCGAGACUGUCUCCCUGAGCUGAAGACACGGAUCAACGUCCUGGCAGCACAGUACCAGUCCCUGCUCAGCAGCUACGGGGAACCUGUGGAGGACCAAAGUGCCACCUUGCUCCAGCUCAUCACCAAGUUUGCCACAGAGUACUGCAACACCAUCGAGGGCACGGCCAAAUACAUCGAGACGGCAGAGCUGUGCGGUGGAGCCAGAAUUUGUUACAUAUUCCACGAGACCUUCGGUAGGACGCUGGAGUCUGUGGAUCCUCUGGGGGGACUGAGCACCAUAGAUAUCCUAACGGCCAUAAGGAACGCCACAGGCCCUCGACCUUCCCUGUUCGUGCCAGAGGUUUCCUUCGAGCUGCUGGUAAAGAAGCAGGUGAAACGCCUGGAGGAACCCAGUCUGCGCUGCGUGGAGCUGGUCCACGAGGAGAUGCAGAGGAUCAUCCAGCACUGCAGCAACUACAGCACACAGGAGCUGCAGAGAUUCCCUAAGCUGCACGAGGCCAUCGUAGAAGUGGUCACCUCCCUCCUGAGGAAGAGACUGCCCAUCACCAACGAGAUGGUUCACAACUUGGUUGCAAUCGAGCUGGCCUAUAUCAACACCAAACACCCGGACUUUGCAGACGCAUGUGGGGUCAUGAAUAACAACAUAGAGGAGCAAAGGAGAAACAGGAUGAGGGAGAUGCCCGCUGCAGUUCCCAGGGAUAAGUCUGUUGGCAAAGGCCUGGCCGGCCCAACUGCGGUGUCUGGCGAGCCCCCUGCGUCUGGAGCAGAGAUGGACGGUGCCAAGGCCCCACCUGCAGGGAUUCAGGGGGAGCAGGACAGCACAGGAAGCUGGAGGGGCAUGCUGAAGAAAGGGGAGGAAGCCCCAGGCUCAGGACCCGGAAGCCCACUUAAAGGAGCGGUCAACCUACUAGAUGUGCCUGUGCCUGUUGCCAGGAAGCUGUCGUCACGGGAGCAGCGGGACUGUGAGGUCAUCGAGCGCCUCAUCAAGUCUUACUUCCUCAUCGUCCGCAAGAACAUCCAGGACAGCGUGCCAAAGGCAGUGAUGCACUUCCUGGUCAACCAUGUGAAGGACAGCCUCCAGAGCGAGCUCGUUGGCCAGCUGUAUAAAUCUGGCCUCCUCAACGACCUGCUGACCGAGUCUGAAGACAUGGCCCAGCGGCGUAAGGAAGCCGCUGACAUGCUACAGGCGUUACAGAGGGCCAGUCAGGUGAUAGCAGAGAUCAGGGAAACACAUCUGUGGUGAAGGAGAGGGGGG
Messenger RNA from Haplochromis burtoni (Burton's mouthbrooder), 2266 nucleotides. RefSeq names its product dynamin-1-like protein. NCBI's taxonomy places the organism in Eukaryota, Metazoa, Chordata, Actinopteri, Cichliformes, Cichlidae. The transcript is spliced from 19 exons. Gene Ontology annotation, cellular component: membrane; cytoplasm; microtubule. The coding region runs from base 128 to 2254 and encodes 708 amino acids. The record is from RefSeq and is a predicted model, not a curated record. Gene Ontology annotation, molecular function: GTPase activity; microtubule binding; GTP binding. Gene Ontology annotation, biological process: mitochondrial fragmentation involved in apoptotic process; mitochondrial fission.